This is a messenger RNA of Paramormyrops kingsleyae, 1802 nucleotides long. RefSeq names its product NAD(P) dependent 3-beta-hydroxysteroid dehydrogenase NSDHL (gene nsdhl). Gene Ontology annotation, biological process: steroid biosynthetic process. NCBI's taxonomy places the organism in Eukaryota, Metazoa, Chordata, Actinopteri, Osteoglossiformes, Mormyridae. Gene Ontology annotation, molecular function: oxidoreductase activity, acting on the CH-OH group of donors, NAD or NADP as acceptor. The record is from RefSeq and is a predicted model, not a curated record.
GAUCUCUGUUUGGUUCACACGCUAUUGGACGAGAGCUCCCCCAAACAAUCAGCUGAUGAUGGCACUACUAUCGGUACAUGGUUCAUUCAUCGGUUUGUGCAGCGUACCUAGACUGCAGACCAGCUUUCUUCCUUUUGUCUUUGGUAGUCGAAGUAAUGGCCACACGGAUACGGCCGAGCUCUAAGAGGUGCACAGUCAUCGGUGGAUCUGGGUUUCUUGGACGGCACCUUGUGGAGCAGCUCCUGGUUCGGGGAUACCUUGUGUCCGUGUUUGAUAUCCAGCAGUCUUAUGAGCUGCCUGGGGUCACGUUUCACCUGGGGGAUUUGUGUAAUAAGCAGGCCCUGCUGCCAGCCUUGCAAGGAGUGUCACUGGUGUUUCACUGCGCCUCCCCUUUUCCUGGCAGCGAUGACCGCUCCCUCUUCCAAAGGGUUAAUGUGGACGGCACUGGUGCAGUGCUGGAGGCUUGCCAGGAAGCAGGUGUACAGAAAUUGGUCCUUACCAGUAGUGCCAGUGUGGUGUUUGAAGGGACAGACAUCAAGGAUGGAAAAGAAGAGCUUCCUUAUGCCAAAAAGCCGAUUGACUACUACACAGAGACCAAGAUUCAGCAAGAGAAGCUGGUGCUGCAAGCCUGUAAUGAGGAGAACGGCUUCCUUACAGUGGCCAUCCGCCCCCAUGGCAUCUUUGGCCCCCGCGACCCCCAGCUGGUCCCAAUCCUGGUGGACACGGCGCGCCGGGGGAAGAUGAAGUUCAUUAUCGGGGAUGGGAGCAACCUGGUGGACUUUACCUUUGUGGAGAACGUCGUCCAUGGGCUCAUACUGGCCGCUGAGCACCUGCGUCCCAAGUCUCCUCUCUGCGGCAGAGCCUACCAUAUCACCAAUGAUGAGCCUGUACAGUUCUGGGACUUCAUGUCCCAGGUGCUGAUGGGGCUGGGCUACGAUGCCCCACGCUACCACCUGCCCUAUUGGCUGGUGUACGGCCUGGCACUGCUGCUCUGGCUGUUGGCUCUGCUGCUGAGGCCCGUGGUGCGGCUGCGGCCCACCUUCACCCCCAUGCGUGUGGCGCUGGCCGGGACGCAUCACUACUACAGCUGCACUCGCGCCAAACAGGACAUGGGCUACAGGCCGCUGGUGGGCCUGCAGGAGGCCAUCGUCCGCACUGUGGAGAGCUACCCACACCUGCGCCGCGGAGCCUGACUGAUGUGGGGGCGGGGCCUGAUCAGUGUGGGGGCGGAACCUGACUGAUGUGGGGGCGGGGCCUGAUCAGUGUGGGGGCUGUGGCUUGAUCAUCAGGGGGCGUGAUCCAGUUUCCAUACCAUUGCCUUCACUCCUGUCAAGGUGCUUGGUGGUUUGCUUGCAUACAAGGCUGUGUGUGUCAGAAUUAAAGACAUAUUUUUGUGUUUGUGGUUUGUUCGUUAUGACUGAUGUUUGUAUGUAACGUGAACUGACCGUAAGCUAAAUUUAUACUCUUAAACCUCUUUUCUGAUCCCCUUCAUUGUACCUUGCUGGAUUAAAUGCUAUACUAAAUACAGCUUUUAAAGUUGCUCAGAUGAAAAAGCACAUUUUACACCUUCUUUCUGCUGUAUGUACACUAGGGUCAGUGUGGGUGUUGCUCAGACUCUCCACACUCAGUGUUUUGCUUGAGGUUUUCCACUCACCUGGUAUUUCUUCAUUUUUAUUAACUUGUUGUCCCCGUUACUCUUAUGUUGUGCAACUGGGUACAAUGCAUUUCAUACGCUGAAAAAUUGUAAACUGAAAAUAUUAAUCACGCAGUGGUUCAGUAAAGUGGCACUGAUGUUUCCCUCA